Histoplasma capsulatum G186AR is the source of this 435-nucleotide messenger RNA. RefSeq lists its product as uncharacterized. The record is from RefSeq and is a predicted model, not a curated record. The coding region runs from base 1 to 435 and encodes 144 amino acids. Lineage: Eukaryota; Fungi; Ascomycota; Eurotiomycetes; Onygenales; Ajellomycetaceae. The transcript has a single exon.
AUGGACCCCCAGCAUCCACUCCACCAACCGUUCACUCGCAAAUCGACAUUCGGGGCUAUUCUACAAGAAUCCGGACCCGUGCCGUUGCCUCCACGGUUAUACGGACCGGGCUCGCUGCCGACAACUAGAAGGUCCCAAGGAACCUACGAUCCACUAGGACGACGAGAAAAUGAACUCUCGCCAGCAGCACCCCCAGGACCACCUCGGUCGUCCCUGAUCUAUCCACCUCAUGCUUACCAUCACGAAAUCAUCCGCCAUGGGAAACCAUCCCCACCCCCGGGCCCCUUCGCGUCCAUGCAUCCCGAGCCCACGCCAAGCUUCCAUUCGCGACAUUCGAGUCGCGGUUCUGUUAUGAAAAGUGGUGAAGGAGUGAAGGAGCCAGGCAACGCCCUAUAUCGUGAAGGUAAGGGAAAUAUUUCAAGACCCAUAGAUUAG